This is a messenger RNA of Ambispora gerdemannii, 1689 nucleotides long. The record is from the annotation of a GenBank genome assembly. NCBI's taxonomy places the organism in Eukaryota, Fungi, Glomeromycota, Glomeromycetes, Archaeosporales, Ambisporaceae.
AUGGAAUCUCAUUAUCCCCCAAAUCGUAUAUACAAAUUUGAAUUCGAAACUGAUACUCCGGAGGACAUUCGUGUUGUAGUGGGCAUAGAUUUUGGAACAACAUACUCGAGUUUUGCGUAUGCUCAUGUUCAAACUUGCGAAGUUAUUAUCAAUGACGAUUGGCCCGGAAGGAAAGGACCAUUAAAAACUAAUACUGUAUUACAAUAUGAUGCCGAUUUCAAAGAAGUUAUUGCGUGGGGUUCUCAAGCUCUAGUUGGUGAACCUCAGAGGCGUCGAAAAAAAGCUGCACCAGACCCACCAAAACCCAUCGAACUUUUCAAGUUACAUUUUGGCAACGCUCCGGAAGAACAAAAAACAAAUCUCCCUCCAAAUUGUCCUGCAGAAAAGGCCAUCACUGAUUAUCUUCGAGAAAUGGAAGAAGUUGAACGCCAUUGGCCAGGAAUUGACUUCUUUAGCCAUGUGCGUUUGGUGUUCACUGUCCCUGCAGAAUUCACCGAAAGUACGAAGACUAUCAUGAGACAAUGCAUAUAUGAUGCUGGAUUAAUUAAAAGCUCUGGCACACAGCAUCUGAAAUUCACUACCGAACCUGAAGCUGCAGCCUUAUACUGCGUAAAGGCGCUAAAAGAACAGUACAUGAUAACUGAAGUAUCAUAUCUGAUCGUUGACUGCGGUGGUGGCACAGUAGAUUUAACCGUUCGAAUACUAUUAAGUGAUGAUCAGAUUGGCGAAGCUACAGAACGUUCCGGCGACUUUUGCGGUAGUACCUAUGUUGAUAAAGAAUUCCUUAAAUAUCUCGAAAGUAAGGUCGGAGAAGAUGCAAUGAAAAUGCUACGGGAUAAGCACUACGGCCAACUUCACUAUAUGAUUCAUCAAUUUUGUGAACGUGUCAAGAUUCCGUUUACUGGUGAAUAUUCCGAAUUUAAGACAUACGAAUUAGAUAUUGAAAAAAAUUGUCCCGCCUUGAAAGAAUAUGUUAGUGGUCAAGCCAAGGAAGAGUUGGAUGAAGAAGAAUGGAUAAUUGAACUUGAUUUUUCGACAGUCAAGCGAUUUUUUGAUCCUAUCGUUGAUCAGAUUCUCCGAUUGAUAGAAGUACAACUUGACAAAAGCAUAUAUUGUUCUGUGAUGUUUGUGGUCGGAGGUUUUAGUGAAUCCAAAUAUCUUCAAAAAAGGAUCAAGCAAAAGUUUCAGAGCUGCAUAGUUAUAAUUCCGCCUCAUCCCAUGGCAGCCAUAGUGCGUGGAGCGGUUGAAUAUGGCUUGAAUGAGGAUGCUAUUAAGACUCGUGUAUUAAAAUGGACAUACGGUGUUGAGGUUUCUCUAAAUUUUCAGCCAGGUGAUCCGCCAUCACGCAAAACCUUGAGUGGACGUAUUAAGAAAUUCUAUUUGAUGGCCAAAAGAGGUCUUGAGGUGGAAGUAAACCAAAAAUUUUCUAUCAACGUGUUUCCAGUCAAGCCGCAUCAAAAAGAUGCGAUAAUUAAAUUUUUUUAUACAACAAAAUUCACAGCAAGUUACUGCGAUGAACCCGAAAUGCGUCUUUUAGGAGAAUUUAAAGUCGAAUUGCCUGAUUCUGAUUCGGGGCUUGCUAAACCUAUAUUAGUUGAAUUGUGUUUUGGUUCGAUGGAAAUUAUAGCAGAGGCAAAAAACGAAUCAGAUGGAAAAAUAUAUCGCAAUACCUUUAAAUUAGAAUUUUAG